UGCUGGGGGCUCGGGGCGACCCGCUGGACCAUGGCUGCCAAAGACGACCUGUACAGUAAGAUCCUUCCGCGGAGGCUCCGGCAGAACCGAGCGGGCUCAGUGAAAUGCGGCUCCAACCUUGACGUGCUGCUGUCCAUGGGCUUCCCCAGACCAAGGGCACUGAAAGCUCUGGUAUCAACAGGAUGCCGGAGUGUGCAAGCAGCAUGUGACUGGCUGUUUUCCCAUGUGGACGACCCGUUCCUGGACGACCCACUGCCCAGGGAGUUCGUCCUCUACCUGCGGCCCAGUGGACCACUUCAGAAUCAGCUCUCCCACUUCUGGCAGCAGAGUCGAGUCACUUGUGGCAAAAACAAAGCCCACAACAUUUUCCCUCAUAUCACUCUCUGCCAGUUCUUCAUGUGUGCAGACAACAAAGCAGAAGCUCUAUGUGAGGCCCUCCAGGCCACCGUACAGCAGUGGCGAGGUCGUUUUCCGAGCCCGCUGCCCCUAGAACUCUACACAUCCUCCAACUUCAUUGGUCUCUUUGUGGAGGAGCAGGUGGCCGACAUCCUCAAGCAGUUUGCGGCUGACUUUGCCACAGAGGCUACAAGGAAAGCAGAAGUUCAUGUGGAGCCUCACAAGAAGCAGCUCCAUGUGACUCUGGCCUACAACUUCCCCACUGAUCACCUCGCCUCACUGGAGAAACUGGCUAAAGGCAUCGAAGUCAAGCUGGGCUGCGAUUGGCUGGCUGUCUUGUUCUCCCGGGACAUUCGUUUUGCUAACCAUGAGACUCUGCGGGUGAUGUACCCCUACAUGCCUCAGAAUGAGGAUGAGCUGGAGCUGGUUCCCGGGGAUUUUGUCUUCAUGUCUCCAGUGGACCAGAGUAGCACCAGUGAGGGCUGGGUGUACGGGACCUCACUGGCCACCGGGCUUUCUGGCCUGCUGCCGGAAAACUACGUCAGCUUGUCUGAUGAAUCCGACACUUGGGUCUUUCAUGGAUCCCAUUCCUUCUUCAGUUGUGGGCCCAGUGACAAGAGCAGUAAGGAGAGAGGGAUGUUUGAUGGACUGCUGGACAGCCGACGCCCUGAUAACACGAGUCCGGGAGACACGCCCACCCUUAGUCUCAUUUGUCAUCCAAUGCAGGUCCUACGGAUCAGCAGUGGUCAUUCUCGGCAGUCCAAGCGCACACUUUUUGUCUGCCGGCACGGUGAGAGGAUGGAUGUGGUCUUUGGCAAACACUGGCUCUCCCUCUGCUCAGACAGUAAAGGUAGAUAUGUACGUUCCAAUCUGAACAUGCCUCCCAGUUUGCCUCUCUGGGGGGGGCAGAGAGACUAUGACAUGGACACUCCUCUCACUGUGUUUGGAUCCACACAGGCUCAACUAGUGGGUGAGGCACUACUAGAGAGCAACACAGUGAUAGACUUUGUGUACUGUUCUCCCUCUCUGCGAUGUGUUCAGACUGCACAGAACAUCUUGAAAGGUCUGCAGCAGGACGGUAAAGUGAAGGUGAGAGUGGAACCAGGGCUUUUUGAAUGGACCAAGUGGGUUUCUGGGAACUCCCUGCCUGCAUGGAUACCCCCGGCUGACCUUGCGGCUGCCAACUUCAGUGUGGACACAUUGUACAGACCCUUGAUCCCAGUCAGCAAGCUCAUUGUGUCUGAGUCGUAUGAGAACUACAUGAGUCGAAGCUACCAAGUGACCAAAGAUAUCCUGUCGGAUUGUAAAAACACUGGAAACAACGUGCUGAUUGUAGCCCACGCGUCUUCCUUAGAGGCAUGCACACGCCAGCUGCAGGGCCGCAGCCCGCAGAGCGCCAAGGACUUCAUCCAAGUCGUCCGAAAGAUCCCCUACCUGGGCUUCUGCUCCAGUGAGGAGCAGGGGGACACAGGGGUGUGGCAGUUAGUGGACCCUCCCAUCCUGCCCCUCACACAUGGACCAAACCACACCUUUGACUGGAGGGAGACACUUCUGCAAGAAUGAUGUCUUCCUGACAAGUUCCCCCCACCAUAGCCAACCCAACCCGCUCAUACUGUACUCCCACAGGAAUGCGGUAACGAGUUCGAACCAUUGGAACAUUUAUCUUUUUAGCCUCAUUCAUGCAGCUGCUGGUGUUGUAGCUGUGACAGCUGAAGGAGCUUCCUGCCUGAAGAUGAGCCCAUGGUGAACUGACUGGUUCCACAGGGAUUUAACACGUGUAAAUGCCCCAAAAUUAAACAAAAAAAUGCCAGUGCAGGGCUGGGUGUUAUAUGCAUUGUGUGAGAGAGCACUCAUGGCAAUUCAGUUAAUAAUCAGUCUCAGGAAAUGUUGUGAAGUUAGUAUAAACUCUGCCUCUGUGCAUGAUUAGCUAGACAAAAAGAAAUAGUGAAAAUGAUUACAACAAUUGAUGUAAUCCCAUUCAAAGCUAGUGCUCAAUAUGAUAGUUUGGAUAUUUUUUCUUAGCUCUCUGAAAACUCAGGAUUUCUAUUUUGUUAAGUUUAUUUUUGCAGAAAUGUUUUCAUAUUCC
Limanda limanda (common dab) is the source of this 2482-nucleotide messenger RNA. RefSeq names its product ubiquitin associated and SH3 domain containing Bb (gene ubash3bb). The record is from RefSeq and is a predicted model, not a curated record. Gene Ontology annotation, molecular function: protein binding. The transcript has 14 exons. The coding region runs from base 31 to 1959 and encodes 642 amino acids. NCBI's taxonomy places the organism in Eukaryota, Metazoa, Chordata, Actinopteri, Pleuronectiformes, Pleuronectidae.